AGUGUGCAGCAGUUGUGUGUAUGUGACGGCCGAGCCGCACCAUCAGGAAGUGGCAGGGUGUGUGAGCAGCUGUGGCUGUGGAGCGGCACUCUUCGUUGCACUCGUGCAUGCGCGCAGCCUGCAGGAUGGAUGCUCGGGGGAGGCUGCCCCUGGAUAUCUCCAGCAGGGACCCCCAGGAUGACUUCGAGCUGAUCCAGCGACUGGGGAGCGGGAGCUACGGGGAGGUCUAUAAGGCCAGAAAUAAAGCGAGCGGAGACCUGGCAGCCGUGAAAGUCGUCAACAAGGAGACUGACGAGGAUUUUUCCAUCAUCCAGCAAGAGGUGCUGAUGCUGAAAGGCUGCGCUCACCGGAACAUCGUCGCCUACCACGGCAGCUACACCCGGGUGAACAAGCUUUGGAUCUGUAUGGAGUACUGCGGGGGAGGGUCUCUCCAGGAUGUAUACCAAGUGACCGGAGCGUUGUCAGAGCAACAGACGGCGUACGUGUGCAGAGAGACCCUACAGGGCCUCUCCUACCUACACAACCAGGGAAAGAUCCACAGAGACAUUAAGGGGGCAAACAUCCUUCUGAAUGACCAGGGUGACGUCAAAGUCGCGGAUUUUGGGAUCUCUGCGCAGCUCACGGCCACUUUUGCCAGGAGGAAUUCCUUCAUUGGUACCCCUUACUGGAUGGCACCGGAGGUGGCCGCGGUGGAGCUGAAGGGGGGAUAUACUGAGCUCUGCGACAUCUGGUCUCUGGGAAUCACGGCCAUCGAGCUGACGGAGCUGCAGCCCCCCAUGUUCCACGUGCACCCUUUGCGGGUUCUCUUCUUGAUGUCAAAGAGCGGCUACCAGCCCCCCAAACUGAAGGACAAGUCCAAGUGGUCUGCCAGUUUUCACAACUUUGUCAAGGUGGCAUUAACAAAAAAUGCCAAGAAGAGACCAAGCGCCUCCAAACUGCUGACUCACCAGUUCGUGGCCCAGUGUGGACUCUCUGCCAGCCUCACGCAGGAGCUGCUGGAGAAGCUGAGAAACCCAGAGAAGCAGAAAGACGGCCCAGACGGACAGGAGGACGACGAGUAUGAGAUCCAGCCCACCUUUUCCCGCAUCGUCUCAAAGAACCUCCACUCCAAAGCCCGGCGCUCGGCCUCCGACAUCCAGCUGCGUCAGAUCAAUUUCGAUCGAUUAGCCGUAGCGGAUGAGUACGGAUCAGUACCGAAAAAAAUGGCAGAUGCCGAAAAUGAUGAAGGUCGCCUGAACCCCUGCAGUAGGAGCUCCGAUGAAGAUGAUGACAACGAUGAUUACGACGAUGUCGACAUCCCAAGUUCUGCAGGUGACGCCGGCAGCGAGAUGUCCCUGGAUGAGGAAGCCCCUCCCCCUCUACCUCCCAAGCCCAGAUUCCGCGCCUCCUCUGCCAAAACCAACGCUCGGCCGAACAGGCUCCACGUGCCCCCCGCUCUCGUGCGAUGCUCCAGCGGUCCGAAUGUCCCGAGGAAUCCGGGGAAGCUCUGGCCGGAGUGCGUCGGGAACCCGCUGACCACCGCCAACUCCGAGCCGUCCCUCUUGUUACAUCACCUCCCGGGGCCCCCGAGUCUGCCCCCCAAACAGAGGAAGAAUCAGAAAAAAAUCCGGUUCCGAAAGAUCUUUAAUGGAUGCCCCCUGAAAAUCCACUCGGCAACCUGUUGGAACGACCCCACAUCAAAAAAUACGCACAUUAUCCUGGGAGCCGAGGAAGGGAUCUUCACCCUGAACAGAGCGGAGACUCGCGCCUCCCUGGAACUGCUCUUCCCCGGCCGCACGACGUGGAUUUAUUCCAUAAACGACGUUCUGAUGUCGGUUUCCGGUAAAGCCUCGCACCUGUACUCACACGAUCUCGUGGCUUUGCACGAGGAGUCUCGGAAGGAGCCACGGCUGGUCCACAUCCCCACGCACAGACUACUGCUCAGGAGGAAAUCUAUAUCCAGCAAGGUCCCCGACACGAAGGGCUGUAAGAAGUGCUGCGUGGCUCACAAUGCCUCCAGUGACCGGCGCUUUCUGUGCGUGGCGUUCCAGAGCAGCGUCCUCCUCCUCGAGUGGUACCAACCCCUCCAGAAGUUCAUGUUACUCAAGCAAUUCGACUUCCCCCUGCCCUGCCCCCUGGGGCUGUUCCAGACGCUGGUGAUACCCGGGGAGCAGUACCCGCUGGUGUGUAUCGGGGCCAAGAAAUGCCCCUCCCCAGGCACCGGCGUCCGCUUCCAGACGAUCAACCUGAAUUCUCUGACCUCCUGGUUCACGGACUCCGGGGCAGGCAGCACGUGUCCGGGACCCGUCCAGGUGAUACAGACAGCCGGUGACAGGGCUUUGGUGCUGGCAAACAAUACACUAAACUUUGUGGACCUCCGUGGAGAGCCCGUCCCGCCGUGGCCCGUCCCCGAGGUGUCGUUCACGUUCCCUGUGGAAUCUGUAGUUAUUUCAGGGGACAGCAUCCUCGUUUUCGGGAAGGAAAGCUUCCAGGUGCUGAGUACGACGUCUGCAGAGGUCGUAGGCGAGUGCAGCGAUCGAUCCUACCGCCUCUUAUCCUCCGACAGGGUGAUUGUUGUGGAGGCUUUCCAUUCCGCCGGCAGAAAUGCUACAAACCUUUAUGUCCCGGAAUGAGGAUUACGUCUCGCGCUCCGUGGGUUUGGAGGGCGGCCGUCGAAAAGUAAAUAAUCUGCAUACAUGACAAGCGUACCUGGCUAGUGGUAGAUAAAUGGAUCAGCCUCCCAGCAGAAGUGGUCAAUGCAGUAAGGCAAUGGCGUAGGCCUACGGCUCCUGAAUCAAAGACGAGACCGGCGCGUGUUUAAGGUCUGAGAAAGGGGCGACCAGACGAGGGCCGGAUGGGUCUGGGUUUUCGAUGUAUUGCACCCCCAGAUAUUUGGGGAGACCCCGGGUGUAAGUGCAUCGACUUGUAUGAAGCUCCCGCUGUAACAAUUAAACGAACCUUCUGUUUAUGAAAGCAGGUAAA
This is a messenger RNA of Spea bombifrons (plains spadefoot toad), 2961 nucleotides long. It is a transcript of the gene MAP4K1, whose product is annotated as mitogen-activated protein kinase kinase kinase kinase 1. The record is from RefSeq and is a predicted model, not a curated record. The transcript has 31 exons. Bases 108 to 2612 code for a protein of 834 amino acids. Gene Ontology annotation, molecular function: ATP binding; MAP kinase kinase kinase kinase activity. Lineage: Eukaryota; Metazoa; Chordata; Amphibia; Anura; Pelobatidae. Gene Ontology annotation, biological process: protein phosphorylation.